Molecule: messenger RNA, 2835 nt
Organism: Lactuca sativa (garden lettuce)
Lineage: Eukaryota; Viridiplantae; Streptophyta; Magnoliopsida; Asterales; Asteraceae
Product: putative late blight resistance protein homolog R1A-10
Biological process (GO): defense response to other organism
Molecular function (GO): ADP binding
Source: RefSeq, a predicted model, not a curated record
CUCACUUUCGCGUCAUAGAUUCCUUAUCCAUGAGGACCAUAUUUCUCGUGACUUCGUUGAGUUGAAUGAUAGAACGUAGUAUCUUCUCACAGACACUAUCAUCAGAUUCCGAUCAUCAUCUACGCAGGAAAGCACCAUGGCCGAUGCUCUUGCUGUUCACUUAGCUGAGUUGCUCAAGCUGUUGGAAUCACAAGAUCACAUGGAAGAUAUAAUUGAAGCUUUUAAUGUUCUCAUGAAUUACCUCAAAGAGAUGAUGCGUGGGUAUGAAAACAAUGAAAUGUAUGUUCUGUUUACAAAAAUAGAACAAUGGAAAACUUCCAUUCGUCAUUGGUAUUAUUUUGAACCAGAAUCAACACCAAAGGAUAUGAUCAUAGAGAAUUGUGAAAAACUCUGUGACAUCAGAUUUAGCUCAAACAUAGAUGGAGACGAAAUUGUUGUGGGCUUUGAUGAUGAAGUGCAAACAUUACUUGAUCAACUUACUCGAACUUCAACAAAGCAUUUCCAAGUUAUCUCAAUCACAGGAAUGGCUGGACUUGGUAAGACGACUUUAGCAAGAAAGUUGUACAAAAAUCCGUUAAUUGAGUACAUGUUUGACAUUCGAGCAUGGACUUGUGUUUCUCAAGUAUAUUCGAAGAGAGAUUUGUUACUAGGGAUAUUAAGAUCUUUCAUCCAUGAUUGUAUAGACGAGACGUAUACAAUGAGAGACGAACAGUUGGGGGAAAAGCUAUAUAGACUCUUAAAGGGUAGAAAAUAUUUGGUAGUCUUUGAUGAUAUCUGGGAUUGUAUGGCCUGGAAUGAUCUCAAAAUUUAUUUUCCAGAUGACAAAGUUGGAAGCCGAGUUGUCUUUACCAGUCGUGACAUUGAUGUGAGUUUACAUGUAAGGGCGUCCAUAACUGCUCACAUCUUGCGUCUCCGUACUGAAAAUGAAAGUUGGGACAUAUUUCAGAAGAACGUAUUUAGAAUCGGAAUAUGCCCUUCUUGGUUGGAGGUGGUUGGAAGGGAAAUAGCAAAAAAAUGUCAAGGUUUGCCUCUUGCAAUUGUUAUAACUGCAGGUUGUUUGCAGAAUAAAUGGUCACUUUUCUCGUGGAUAGAAGUUUCUAGAAAUCUACAUUCGUUAAUGGUUCGUGAUCCAAGUCAAUACAUGGACUCGCUGGUGUUAAGCUAUGAAAAUUUACCUCCUCACCUAAGGCAUAGUUUUCUCUUUCUUGGAGUAUUUCCUGAGGACUAUGAGAUCCCAGUGACAAAAUUGAUUUGGCUAUGGAUUGCUCAAGGACUCAUACAUCCAAUUGGAAACAGAGUGGUGGAGGAUAUUGCAGAUGGUUUCUUGAGGGAAUUAAUCAAGAGAAGUCUGCUUAUGACUACCAAAAAGACGGCUAAUGGCCAAAUUAAAGCAUGUCGUAUCCAUGACUUAUUGCGGGAUUUGUGUUUGAGAAAAGCCAAGGAAGAAUGUUUUUUGCCACAGAUAUAUAUGAGAGUACCAUCACAAAGACCCUCUCUGGUUCCUGCUAUCCAUUUGAGUUGGGCCAUGUUCAAGUUGCUGGAUCAGUUAGUUAGUGAAAGAUAUGAAUCCCUUAUGAUUCUAGAUAUGGAGUCUGUCCCUAUCUCCAUAUUUCCAUCUGGCGUAUCACAGCUUUCUAAUUUGAGAUACUUGGCUAUCCAAGCUCGUGAUGGAAGUCCCGAAGCAUCAAUAUCAAAGCUUGUCAACCUACAAAUGCUGAUAAUAUUAUCGAGGAAGAAUAUUGUUAUGCCAAAAACCAUAUGGGAUAUGGCAAAUCUAAGGCACAUAUGUAUCAAAGGAGGGGAAAAUCUUAUCGAGGAGAAGAAUGGUUGUUGCAGUGGGUUGGGUAGCCUGCAAACCUUAUCCCAAGUAAGUCCUCACUCAUGCCACAAUAUAUUUUCAAGGACUCCCAAUCUUAGGAAGCUUGGAUUUUGUGGCCCCUUGAUAUCAAACCUAGGUGAUCUUGAAUUUCCAAAUAUCCGCUCUUUGAAGCACCUUCAAAAGCUGAAGUUAUCAAAUACAAUUCCCUACCCUGAACUAACGAGGUCGUGCAAUCCUCUUAUGUUUCCUUCAAAUCUAAAGAAACUGACAUUGUCAAAUAUUGGGUUGGAUUGGGAUGAGACGUGGACCUUCGCAUGGCUACCAAAUCUCGAGGUUCUAAAAUUAAGAGUUCAUGCCUGCGUUGGAGAAAAGUGGGAAACAAGCGACACGGUAUUUCAGAGACUGAGAGUCUUGAAAUUGCAUGAUUUGGACUUGAGGCAAUGGGUAAGCUCUUGCGAUACUUUCCCAAGGCUGCAAUGUUUGGUGGUUCGCCAUUGCUUAAAUCUUGAAAGCAUCCCAAUGGGUUUAGGGAAGAUUCUGACACUGGAUAUGAUUGAAGUAAGCGGGUGUAGUAGUUCUGCACAUUACUCAGCAUUAGAAAUUCAGAAAAAACAAGAGCAAGAAGGAAACUGUUUCUUGAAAGUCAAUGCAACCAACAAUGUUUCAGGUAGUCGCUCAGAAGACUUAACCGAACAACCAACAGAGUUUUAGUCGAGAAAAUUUAGGAAACAUCAACGUUCCCAGGAUGAAGAUGACCGAACUAGUUUGAGUUUUUAAAUGAUGAAUUUGUUACGAUCCCACGUCGGCCAAAUGAAAGUUUGAUUGGCAGCUUAUAAGUUUAGGUGUCCCCUCCCCUUCGAGCUAGCUUUUGGGAGUGAGUUCUACAACUAGGCUUAUGACAUGAUGCAAGCCUAGUCUAGUAUGAGAAGGCUUUAGACCAGAAGGUGUGGGCAACUAGAUGUAACACUAUUUUGGUGCCACAUCAUCAAUGGUGUUACUUUUUUUCCAUUUUAUAA